Messenger RNA from Apiotrichum porosum, 1284 nucleotides. RefSeq lists its product as uncharacterized. The coding region runs from base 1 to 1284 and encodes 427 amino acids. NCBI's taxonomy places the organism in Eukaryota, Fungi, Basidiomycota, Tremellomycetes, Trichosporonales, Trichosporonaceae. The record is from RefSeq and is a predicted model, not a curated record. The transcript has 2 exons.
AUGACCGUCAUCGCCCCCGGUGCCAAGCUCGGCCUGCCAGAUCUCCCCCCACCUCCUCCCGGCGCCGACCCACGCGAACCAGAGAACCAGAACCUCUCGCGGUUCAGCCGGACGCCCCAGCGUGCGCGGAGUCCGUUCUCGUCGCGUGCGUCGUCGCCCACGCGGACCGACUCUACGUCGCCGCCGCCGCCGCCUCUCCUGGCCCCCAAGCCCCGGACAGCGAGUGCGAGUGGCGCUGGGAUCCGCCAGAGCGUCCACCACCACCACCCGAUCGCGUCUCAUGGAGCGCACCUGUCGUCGCGCCCGUCGUCGCCCAGCAGCAUCCACUCGUCGGGCAGCGCCAUCUUUGAGCGUGAUAUCGAACUGCCGGCUGUGGCCAGCUUGACCCUCAACACCUCAAACCCAACACUCAACCACAAGUCGAGCCGCAUCUUCCAGCCCCACGGGUCAAACCUCGAGCAGACUGUCCCAGCUGUCCUGGACGAUGCCGUCGAGGCCCUCACUGCCCCACAGGCCAUUGAUGGCCUCGAGAUUGAGGCACCCAGCUCGGCGUCUACCACGGCAAUGGCACGCUCGCCAAGUGCUCAGUUGUCCCCGGCUCUCCGCGCACGCGUCACCAGCGUCCCGGCCGGUGCGUCGCGCUCGCCCUCGCCAGAGACACCUGGAUCUCCAGUCACCUCGCCGCUCACUCUUGCCACCACGGCCGCAGCCAUGGUCCACGCGGCCAACGACAAGGCCGCCACCUCGCCCAUCUCGCCUGUCCACCCAGUAGGCGUGGAAACCCUCCUUGGUUCGACCAAUUCGUCCCCGACGGCGACAAAACAGCGCCCGCCGCCCCUCCGCCAGAUAAGCAAUGGCCCCCAGCUCCCUGGCGGCUGGGCGUUUGGCGACGAGGACGUCGUGACCCCAAGGCCCGACGACCUCGAUACGCCGUCGGCGCCCACCCCACUCCCCUCGCACCUCUCGCCGUCCAAGUCGCAGGACAAGCGCCGUAUCAGCUUCAUCAGCUACAACGACCUCCUCCUGAGCGUGCCCACAACAGUGACAAACCUCGGCGAAAUCACAUCGGGCAAUCUCUCCCCGGACCACUUGCCCGGUACCGUGUCGCCCAGCGUCCCCUCCCGUUCGCCUGCCGUCUCGCAGAGCCCCGUCAGCCUCUCGACUCUGGCGCCGCCUUCGGUCCCGUCCUCGUCUGUCCCCGAGGCCGAGUGGUCGCGCGAGGGCCUUGGCCGCGGAUUGGAACAGCGCCUCGAGGACCUCGUCGCGCAAGAUAACAAGGCCUAG